GCCAAAGGCAAGGGUACUAAAAAAGCAGCCACUGGCAAACGUGGCAAGGGAGCUGCAAGUGAGGAUGGUGAAGAUGAGGAUGAGGAUAAUGUACCCCCUAAAGGUCGUCGAGCGGCUAAUAAAAAGAAACCAUCCCGGACAGAGGCAGAUGAGGAAGACAGCGACGAUGGCAUUCCUCAGAGGAGAUGCGCAGGAAACAGGCGAAGAGGAAAAGUGAAAGACAAGGGUGGAGAAGGGGGAGACAACAAAAGAAGCAAGAAAGGUGGGAGAAAAAAGAAAAACGCUAAAGAGAAAGAAAAAGAUAAAGACGGCGACGAUGAUAAGAAGAAGAAAAAGAAUAGCAGUGAUGAUGAUUCGAAAUCUGAUGAAGAUGAGGACUCUAUGUCUGAAGGAGAAAUGGCCAGAUUGAUGGAGGAGGUAGAGGAAAAGAAGAAACUGAUAGCAAACAUCAGGAACAAGCCCUGGAGAAUGAGAAGACGACUCAAAGUUCUCAAGGAGGCUCAGCAGUUUGUGGAUAAAUUUGAGGGGGCUUUGGGCAAAGGCAAAGGCAGAAAGCUAUAUGCCUACAAAGUCAUGAUGAUGAAGAAAUGGAUAAAAUUUCAAAGAGAUUUUGAAAAUUUUAGAACAGCUUGCAUACCUUGGGAACGGAAAAUCAAGGAAGUUGAGAGUCAUUUUGGGUCAUCAGUUGCUUCAUACUUUAUUUUCUUGCGUUGGAUGUACGGCAUGAACAUGGUCCUCUUCGGCUUGACAUUCGGCCUGGUUGUGAUACCAGAGGUUCUCAUGGGACUUCCAUAUGGGUCCAUUGCUCGGAAAACUGUGCCAAGAGCGGAUCAAGCCACUGCAAUGGAUUACUCUGUUCUUACGGACUUCAACGGUUACUGCAAGUACUCAGUACUUUUCUAUGGCUACUAUAAUAACCAGAGAACCAUUGGCUUCCUGAAGUUUCGCCUCCCUCUGUCUUACCUCAUGGUGGGCAUUGGGACCUUCGGGUAUAGCCUCAUGGUUGUGAUCAGAACGAUGGCUAAAAACGCAGACGUGGGGGGAGGGGACGGUGAGGACAAUGAAUUCACCUUUGCCUGGAAGAUGUUCACCAGCUGGGAUUAUCUUAUUGGGAAUGCUGAGACAGCCGACAAUAAAUAUGCCUCCAUCACCACCAGCUUCAAAGAGUCUAUCGUGGAUGAACAGGAGAACCAAAAAGAUGAGAACAUACAUCUCAGGAGGUUCUUACGUGUCCUAGCAAACUUCCUCAUCACUUGUACUUUGGGAGGAAGUGGCUAUCUCAUCUACUUUGUAGUCAAACGCUCCCAAGAGUUUGCCAACAUGGACAACCUCUCAUGGUAUGAGAAGAAUGAGCUUGAAAUCAUCAUGUCCCUUUUGGGUCUGGUUGGUCCAAUGCUCUUUGAGACUAUUGCUGAAUUGGAGGAAUACCAUCCACGUAUUGCUCUCAAGUGGCAGCUGGGACGUAUUUUUGCGCUCUUCCUUGGUAAUCUCUACACAUUCCUGCUUGCUCUGUUUGAUGAGGUCAAUGCAAAACUAGAAGAAGAGAAGUCCAUAAAGAAUGCCAGCAUCUGGUUAAUGAAGGAGUAUUAUGCCAACUUUACAGCCAACAACCCAAAUACCACAGCCACCCCACCUCCUAUGGACCCUGCUGAUAUCAUCAGAGGUCCAUGCUGGGAGACCACAGUGGGAAUAGAGUUUGUGAAGCUGACUGUAUCAGAUAUUCAGGUGACGUAUCUGACCAUCCUAAUUGGCGACUUUCUGAGAGCAAUGAUUGUGCGUUUUCUGAACUACUGCUGGUGUUGGGACCUGGAAGCUGGCUGGCCUUCCUAUGGUGAAUUUGACAUUAGUGGCAACGUGCUUGGUUUGGUUUUUAAUCAAGGAAUGAUCUGGAUGGGUGCAUUCUAUGCUCCUGGUCUGGUUGGAAUCAAUGUUCUGCGUCUCCUGACUUCUAUGUACUACCAGUGCUGGGCGGUAAUGGCCUGUAAUGUUCCUCAUGAGAGAGUCUUUAAAGCUUCUAAAUCAAAUAACUUCUACAUGGGCCUGUUACUGCUCAUUCUUUUCCUGAGUCUCCUGCCUGUGGUUUACACCAUUAUGUCUUUACCUCCUUCAUUUGACUGCGGACCUUUCAGUGGCAAGGAAAGAAUGUUUGAUGUCAUUAUGGAGACCAUUGAUUUGGAUCUACCAGCAUUUAUGGGGACGCUCUUCAGCUAUGCAGCAAAUCCUGGGCUCAUUAUACCUGCAGUCCUGCUCAUGGUGCUGGCAAUUUAUUAUCUGAAUUCAGUGUCAGAAGCCUACAAGAAUUCCAACAUGGAGCUAAAAAAGAAGAUGCAGAUGGCACGAGAUGAAGAGAAAAACAGACGCAACAACAAAGACAGCACCAACCAGGUGAUGAAGGACUUAGAGGAUCUGCUUCCAAGUAAUUCUCGGGCACUCCACGCCCAUCCACAACAUAAUGCAGAAAAAAAACCUGACCAUGGUGGGAGAUCCCCAAAAGUGAAACCAGGCGCUGCCGGAGGUGGGGUGCAUCUGCAGAAAGAUGUGUCACUCGCAUCAGCCAAUCCUAAUGCCCGGGGGCCUGUGACUCGAGCACCAGGCCCCCGGGGACCUGGUCCACUUCCUGGCCAACCAGGGGCUGGCAGGGGCCAAGGGCCACCCCCUAGACGGCAAUAAUGUGUGGCCUAUUUAAUAUUGUUUGCACUGGUUGUCUAUGUGCUUAAACUCUGCUUUAGAAGUGGUAUUGGUUAUUUUUUUAAAGAAAAUAAUAUAAUAUGAAUAAGAAAUGCUCAUAUGUGUUAUACUUUUAAUGUGUGUACAUGAUAUUACUGCAUACCUGUGGCUUAUUCAAGGUUAAGUAAUCAGGAUACAAAUACUAGUAACUGUAAUACGUUACAGUUAUGUAAAAAACAUAGUAAUACGAUUACAGUUACAUUUGGUAAAAAUGGGAAUACUUUCAGGAUCACAAUGAUUUCAUUUAAAACUAAAUAAAUCAUUAUUUUUUCAUAACACUUUCAAGCACAGCUUGACUGUGCAGUAGUUCCUGUUGUCAGUGAUGACUCACAUGAGCCACCUGCUGGUGCAUGGGCAAAUAACACAACAUUCCCUACAGACACAGAUCAAACACAGCUAAUUGAGACAAUACUCCCCACAGGGAAAAUCAUUUUAGCUAAAAUGUUGUGUUUGUAAGUGCUUUAAAUUUCUGUUGAUGGUAUGAUUGCAGUUGUAAGUUUUGUAGUGGUUCCAGAAACUGUACAAAUUAACAGAAGAGUAGUCUACCCUUGCAGAGAAUUACAAGAUGUUAGCUGUAUAGGAAUACCACUGCAAACGUGGCAGGCCAAAUUACGGCUUCAGUCAGCAUUAUUUACCUGUAACUCUUUA
This is a messenger RNA of Paramisgurnus dabryanus, 3375 nucleotides long. RefSeq names its product transmembrane channel-like 2a (gene tmc2a). Gene Ontology annotation, biological process: detection of mechanical stimulus involved in sensory perception of sound; vestibular reflex. Gene Ontology annotation, molecular function: mechanosensitive monoatomic ion channel activity. The record is from RefSeq and is a predicted model, not a curated record. Gene Ontology annotation, cellular component: plasma membrane. NCBI's taxonomy places the organism in Eukaryota, Metazoa, Chordata, Actinopteri, Cypriniformes, Cobitidae.